ACGAAUCAUCGCAGUAGCAUCAGUCACCCAACGACCGAACAACACAGACCACAAUGUUCAAGCUGGUGGUGUUGUGCGCUUUCCUCGCUGCGGCGACCGCCGAUCCCUCCGGCGCGUUCUACGCCCAGCCUUUGACCUACUCGUCGACCGUGAUCUCACCAGCAGUCACCACCAUCUCCAAGUCGGCCAGCAGCGUCGUCCACCCAUCGCCUACCUACUACUACAGCACUCCUUCUGUCUACUCACACUUCAUUAAGAAACGUGGUGCACCUUUCUACUUCCCGACCACCUAUGCCGCGGGCUCACCUCUGCUGGCGACGUCAUACUCCACUCCGAUCUUGCACAGCACACCGUUGGUGGCCAGCACGCCUCUGAUCUCGACCCCUAUCGCCGCUGCGCCCUUCGGCUACCCUGCUGCACAUUUGAUCAAGAAGAGGUCGGCUCCUCUCAUCAGCACUACUGCAUACAGCGCUUACUCUCCUUUGACUUACUCCACACCGUUGAUAUCUCAUACUCCCCUGAUCUCCGCAGCUCCUUACUACUCUUCUUCCAUUCUUUCCCAUGCUCCUCUGGCUAUUCCUCACCUGAUCAAGAAACGCUCUGCUCCCAUCUUGACCAGCGCUUACAUUGCCCCAACAUCAUACAGCCACCAAUCCAGAAUCGAUUACCGUGCUCCCUUGGUCAGCCAUUACACUGCACCCCUGGCCUAUCAGAGCCCUUAUGCCUACUCUCACGUCCUCUAGAUCUGAUAUUGAAACUCAAGUGAUUUAACCGAACUAUAUCCAGCCAUAAAUGUACCUGCUCAAAGUUUUAAAUUUAACUGCCAUUGUAAUUAUCAGUAACAAUCCCUCAAAGUGAACUCACAGUGUAUUAAAAUAAAAGGAAAUAAAUUUCUGUACAAAAACUGA
Messenger RNA from Cydia pomonella (codling moth), 908 nucleotides. RefSeq names its product cuticle protein 16.5-like. The coding region runs from base 54 to 743 and encodes 229 amino acids. The record is from RefSeq and is a predicted model, not a curated record. The transcript has a single exon. NCBI's taxonomy places the organism in Eukaryota, Metazoa, Arthropoda, Insecta, Lepidoptera, Tortricidae.